Messenger RNA from Hippoglossus stenolepis (Pacific halibut), 2854 nucleotides. It is a transcript of the gene npy7r, whose product is annotated as neuropeptide Y receptor Y7. Gene Ontology annotation, biological process: G protein-coupled receptor signaling pathway. Bases 199 to 1317 code for a protein of 372 amino acids. The transcript is spliced from 2 exons. Lineage: Eukaryota; Metazoa; Chordata; Actinopteri; Pleuronectiformes; Pleuronectidae. The record is from RefSeq and is a predicted model, not a curated record. Gene Ontology annotation, molecular function: neuropeptide Y receptor activity. Gene Ontology annotation, cellular component: membrane.
AGUCGUGCAGACCUGCAGCCUCAGGAACGCACGGUCGAGCCACAAGAUGCACAGUGUGUGCUGCCACAGCUUGGGAGGAGCUUCGGGAUUUUCCCCCCUCAAUGUCUCACGCCAGUCUCGAGUGAAGACGCGCAUGCAAGAGGAGAAAUAGUGGGGAAAAGGAGCCAGCACGGCCUCGAUCCAGCAUCUUCCACCAAAAUGAGCCCCCGAGACUCAUCCAACAACACAGAGGACGAAGGGGAAGCUGGUGAGAGCGAUGCCUUGAUUCUGUUUAACGACAGCAUGGGUUUGCACCAACCUGGUUUCCAAACUGACAUCACCAAGCACCUUGGGGUUCAGAUCCCGUUGAUAAUGGCGUACUCCCUCAUCAUUCUGCUGGGGCUGAUGGGCAACGCUCUCGUCAUCUACAUGAUCAUUCGCUACAGAACCAUGCGAACUGUGACCAACUUCUUCAUCGCCAACCUGGCCCUGGCCGACCUGUUGGUGGACACUCUGUGCUUGCCCUUCACUCUGGUCUACACUCUGUUAGAUGACUGGACGUUUGGGGCCGUGCUGUGCCACAUGGUGCCCUUUGCCCAGGCCCUGAGCGUGCACGUGUCCAUCCUUACGAUGACCGUCAUCGCUCUGGAGCGUUACCGCUGUAUCGUUUUCCAUCUUGGUCGACGCCUCACCUGGCACUCCAGCUUCCUCAUCAUGGGGAUCACCUGGACUACGUCUGCCAUCCUGGCAGCGCCCUUGGCCAUCUUCAGAGAGUACCGCAAGGAAGAGAUACCUUCCAUCAACCUGCACAUCACUGUCUGCUCGGAGAAGUGGCCCCACGGGACCAGCAGGGGUGGAGUCAUUUACAGCCUCUCAAUGCUGCUCCUGCAGUACAUUAUUCCUUUAGCCAUCAUUAGCUACGCAUACAUCUGCAUCUGGGUCAAGCUGAAGAAUCACAUCAGCCCAUCCAGCCGCAACGACAGCAUCAACCGCCGCAAAAAGACCACCAAGAUGUUGGCACUUGUAGUGGUGGUGUUUGCUUUCUGCUGGCUGCCGUUCCAUGUGUUCCAGCUGGCCAGCGACCUGGACCUGGCACUGCGGUUUGAGGAGUACAAAUUGAUAUACACGGUGUUCCAUAUCGGGGCAAUGUGUUCGACUUUUACCAACCCUGUCCUGUACGGGUGGAUGAAUAAAAACUACCGGAACGGCUUCCUCAUGGUCUUCCGCUGCGAGGAUAAACCAGAUUCUUUCCACACCGAGGGCUCAUUAAGGACCCGCUCCAUGCGACGCCUGACUCUGAAUGGUCGUAAUGGCGGGCACCCUCCCACCGCUGUAUGAGAUUAACAUAACUUUUUUAAAAAGCCUGAAGGAUAAGAUUGAACACACUGAACACACCUCUGCUUUGUGGCGCAUGUGGUUCAGAAGUAGCUUUUUGACUUGAAUUAAUCAAUUUGUUUGUCACUGGAGAGGGCUCAAAGCUUUGUAUGUAAAUGGCGUUAUGUAAGCUCUUGUUUACUUUGUGAAUGGUACUUGUGAAAAUACAUUUGUUGAACCUGUUCAAAUAUAUGUGGAAGAUGUUUGCUAAGGUGUUAAGUAACUUGGUACAAUGUAUAAUGUGUUCUGUCGGUUUCCCGUGUCCAAUUUAUUAUGCUGCUUUGCCUUACCUGAGGCUAUUGAUGUGUUCACACUCACUGAAGGGAAGAUGACGACUAUGAGAACAAGUUUCAUUUUUCACACUUUCCUUUUUUUUUGUCGGCUGCUCAAAACAUUUAUAUGACUGUUUUUCUAAUUAAUGAAUGAAUGAAAUGAAACUGCUGCAUUUUGGAUUAACUUCCGUGUAAUAUUUAAUCCUCAUCCAAGUUACCAGUGGCUGCUACUGCUGAUUUUUCUCGCCAACCAGGAAGUUAAUUGUGUUCACAUCCAGCUGCUCCUGAUCAGACGGAGCAGCAGGAGUCUGUGUCCAGAUGAAUGGGAUUAGAAGCCGCUGAACCGAGAGCAACAAGUUCUUGAUGUCUUUAUUAGUGAGUGAGGCGGCUGCUUCGAGGAUAUGUAAAAAAAAAAGAGAGGGGACUUGGAAGAAGUGAAACCUGUUGUUUAGAUUUAUUUCACUGAUAAAGUGUCCUUUGUUGGUGGUCUUUGAAUGAGGAAAACGUGACCAUUCAUUUGACGUUCAGGUGAAGCUCUGUUCCGUGCCUCCAUGUGAAAUAAACAGACAUUGGCUUCAAAUGAAGUCCGAUUGUGGCAUUAUGGCAUGUGCCAAAAUGUGUGAACCACUUUCAGCCUGAUACUUACACUACUCAAAACUAAUGGGGUAGAUAGUUCAUGUGCUGCAGUGGGUGUAGCCUGCACACUGAAGGUAAUAUACACUAAAAAAGGUAAUUAUGCAGAAAACAGUGACUUUAUGUAUUUCAAUCACAUAUUAAAUUUCCAUGUAACUUUAUAGGUUCAAUCUAAAGGGUCGUAUUUACUGAAGUGUUUUCUCUCAUGUUAAGUUAGUGUGAAAAGAGUGAUUUAAUUAAAUCAAGUUAAACUCAAAUAUAUACAUUAAACCCACAACUUUCACCUUUCACUCUCAAGUGAUUUGAUUUAUUUACACUAACUCAACAUGAUAGAAAAAACUUCAUUAAAUGUGACCCUUUACAUUGAAAUGAUGUAAUAAAGGUACAUGGAAAUUGUAUAUUUAAAUAAAACACCUAAAGUCACCAUUUUAGGCAGAAUUAUUUUUGUUGAGUGAAAAAUAAUGUGACAGCUGGAAAAUCCUAUAGAUUGUCUAAAUAGAAGCAAUCAUAGCAUUUUUCGACACAAAGGGGAAGUUAAACUAAUUCCUGCACAUAAACUUCCACCCAACAUCCAAUAAAGCAUUUAAUAAAGCAGA